This is a messenger RNA of Neltuma alba, 1395 nucleotides long. RefSeq names its product probable aldo-keto reductase 2. NCBI's taxonomy places the organism in Eukaryota, Viridiplantae, Streptophyta, Magnoliopsida, Fabales, Fabaceae. The transcript is spliced from 5 exons. Gene Ontology annotation, cellular component: cytoplasm. The coding region runs from base 31 to 1059 and encodes 342 amino acids. The record is from RefSeq and is a predicted model, not a curated record.
UCGUAACAGCCCUCAUCUCAAUUCUUACAAAUGGUGAAAGUGGGUCGGAUCAAGCUCGGGUCACAAGGCAUGGAAGUUUCAACUCAGGGACUCGGGUGCAUGGGCAUGACCUUUGGCUACGGGCCUCCGAAACCCGAACCCGACAUGGUCGCCCUCAUCCGCCAUGCCGUCGAGAGCGGCGUCACAUUUUUUGACACUUCUGAUGUCUACGGCCCGCACACCAAUGAAAUCCUUCUCGGGAAGGCAUUGAAGGGAGGUACAAGAGAGAAGUUUGAAUUGGCAACCAAAUUCGGAAUCAGUUAUGUGGAUGGGAAGGGAGAGAUUCGAGGCGAUCCUGCGUAUGUGAGAGCGGCUUGUGAGGCGAGCUUGAAGAGACUGGACACCGAUUGCAUUGAUCUCUACUACCAGCAUCGUAUUGAUACUCGUGUGCCUAUUGAAGUCACGGUUGGGGAACUUAAAGAACUUGUUGAGGAAGGAAAAAUAAAAUACAUUGGAUUGUCUGAGGCCUCAGCUUCAACAAUUAGAAGAGCACAUGCUGUUCAUCCUAUAACAGCUGUGCAAUUGGAGUGGUCCUUGUGGUCAAGAGAUGUGGAGGAAGAAAUCGUUCCAACCUGCAGGGAACUUGGCAUUGGAAUUGUUGCCUAUAGUCCUCUUGGACGAGGAUUCUUGUCAUCAGGACCAAAGUUACUUGAAAAUCUGACACAGGAUGACUUCCGGAAGUAUCUGCCUAGAUUCCAGCCUGAAAACCUGGAGCACAAUAAAACUAUAUUCGAGAAGGUUAAUGAAAUGGCUACAAAAAAGGGAUGCACUCCAUCCCAGCUAGCCUUGGCCUGGGUUCACCGCCGGGGAAAUGAUGUGUGCCCCAUACCCGGAACCACGAAAAUCGAGAACUUUGAUCAAAAUAUCGGGGCUUUGUUGGUUAAGCUAACACCGGAAGAAAUGGCACAGCUGGAAUCUUUUGCUGCUACUGAUGCUGUCAAGGGUGAUAGAUAUGGGUCCGGAAUGGCUACAUGGAAGGACUCUGACACUCCCCCGCUUUCUUCCUGGAAAGCUGCAUAAAUAAGUACAUACUCUGUACAUCAUCAAUUACUUGAUGCUGCAACCUUGUGCAAACUGUUCUUUAUCUUGUUGUAUCAAUCCUUUUAGGCUGCAUGGUUAUGUGUGUCUUUUAAAGUUGUUUGAAUUUUAUGGUCGGUUGUUGUUGUUGUGUAGUUCUAAGUAAACGGAGACACCAGACAUUACUUUGCCUUAGAUCUGUUUCUUCUUCGAUGUUUUUGUUUCUAACACCAUGUGUAUGUAGGUCUAAAUAAGCCAAGACACCAGAGAUUGCUUUGCCUUAAAUCUGUUUCUUCUUCUAUAUUAUCAAAUUCUAGUUAUUACCAUUUACGCAUUUCA